Molecule: messenger RNA, 516 nt
Organism: Drosophila obscura
Lineage: Eukaryota; Metazoa; Arthropoda; Insecta; Diptera; Drosophilidae
Exons: 1
Coding region: 1-516 (171 amino acids)
Biological process (GO): proteolysis
Molecular function (GO): serine-type endopeptidase activity
Source: RefSeq, a predicted model, not a curated record
AUGCAGCGGCGCCAUCAUCAGGGAGAACUUCAUUCUGACCAGCGGGUGGUGUGUGCACAGGGUCGCCCCCUCCGAGCUGAAGGUGCGGGUCGGCACCAGCUCCCGCAGCACUGGCGGAUCCCUGAUCGCCAUCUGCAAGGUUCACAUUCACCCGCACUCUUAUGGCGCUACGACAACGACCUGGCCCUGCUGCAGCUAACACUAUUCUGGGUGGAUUGGCUUACAGCCGGAUCGCAGCAGUUGCAGCAAGCCAACGUGAAUAUUAUCGACGGGCAGCAGUGUGCCGGGGAUCGAUCGAUCUUUGGCAAGUUCAGCCUCAUCCAAGGCAUCUCCGAGCGGACGCUCUGCACCUUGGGGUCUGGUCGCACUGGCGCCUGCUGCUUCGACGAGGGCGCUCCUCUGUUGGUAAAUGGCAGCCUGGUCGGCAUUCUUGGCAGGGUUGGCUGUGCCGGGAAGCCUGAUGUCUAUGCGAAUCUGGCGCGGCACAGGCGCAGGCUGAAGGAGAACACCAAAUAG